CUCGAUCACGUCUCCGAUACCCUCUGAUCUCCGCCAGUACACAUCGCCGCAACUAUGGAUUCAUUAGUGUCGCAGUAUAGCCGACCGGCGUACACAGAGGAAGGCCCGUCAGAGGAAGAGCAGUUGCAGCUCUACAGCGGCACCCCAGAGCUGUCCCUCAAGUUUGCCCUACCACCAGUCGCUCAGUCAGCAUCAUGGCUCCGCGCAAUGACGGACGACUACUCCAACCCCAACUGCCCCAUCAAGAUUGCCCACGGUACCACAACCCUCGCCUUCCGUUUCAAGGGCGGCAUCAUCGUAGCCACCGAUUCGCGUGCAACAGCUGGAAACUGGAUAGCCAGUCAGACAGUCAAGAAGGUCAUUGAGAUCAACAACUGCUUGCUAGGAACCAUGGCUGGUGGCGCUGCUGACUGCCAAUACUGGCUCGCAUACCUAGGCAUGCAAUGUCGCCUCCACGAACUCCGACACAAGCGCCGUAUCUCCGUCGCUGCGGCCUCAAAGAUCCUAGCCAAUCUUGUCUACUCAUACAAGGGCAUGGGUCUAAGUAUGGGAACCAUGUGCGCCGGCGUAACCCCACAAGAAGGCCCCGCCCUCUACUACAUCGACAGCGACGGAACCCGUCUAGCCGGCAACCUCUUCUGUGUCGGCUCCGGUCAGACAUUCGCAUACGGUGUGCUUGACGCACAGUACAAGUACGACCUUGAGGACGACGAGGCGCUCGAGCUUGGCCGAAGGAGUAUUCUCGCUGCUACCCACAGGGAUGCGUACUCUGGUGGUUUCAUCAACCUGUACCACGUCAAGGAGGAUGGCUGGGUCAAGCACGGCUUCAACGACACGAAUCCCAUCUUCUGGGAGACGAAGCUCAAGAAGGGCGAGUUCUCCAAUGUUACUAGUGCGUUGGAGUAGGCGACUGCAAAGUCACUGGAGGGCCUGAAAGUCACCCAAUAGUAGCGCUGGGCGGAUCAAGGCAGAUGGCAGCUCAUGAUUGCUGCAGUGUAGCAUUGAAACAAUAUUACGACU
This is a messenger RNA of Alternaria alternata, 1020 nucleotides long. Its product is annotated as proteasome-domain-containing protein. The transcript has 4 exons. The coding region runs from base 55 to 906 and encodes 283 amino acids. The record is from RefSeq and is a predicted model, not a curated record. Gene Ontology annotation, molecular function: threonine-type endopeptidase activity. Gene Ontology annotation, cellular component: proteasome core complex. Lineage: Eukaryota; Fungi; Ascomycota; Dothideomycetes; Pleosporales; Pleosporaceae.